AUCCGAAAAGCCACCACCCAUGGGACAGCCACCCCCUGGGCAGUGAGUGACAGCCAGUGCACAUGGCUGGGGACAUCGGGAUGGCCGGGAAGGUGGCGCUGCUCCUGUGGGCCCAGACCCUCGGCCUCGCUGGUGCCCAGACCACCCAGCUCCUGGUGGAGCCCCCCUGGAGGCCGGCGCUGCUGUGGGACGGGGUGACACUGACCUGCCAGGGCUCGGGGACCGCCAGUGCCACCACCUGGUACAAGGAUGGGAAGCUCUGGUGGCAGAAGGGAGAGGAGAGCUUCACUGUCACCAAUAUUGGAACCUACACGUGUCACAGACCUGGCAGUGGGCGCAGCCCACCUGUGACAGUCUCAAACGAUGAUCUGGUGCUGCAGGUGCCGGGGCGGGCGCUGCUGGAGGGGGACACGGUGACACUGCGCUGCCGGGGCUGGCGGAACAGCGAGGUCACCUUGGUGUCCUUCUACCGGGAGGGGACAGAACUGAGGGGGCUCCCUGAUGGCGCAGAGCUGUCCCUGUCCCCUCUGCAGCUGAACCACAGCGGCCGCUACAGCUGCGAGGGCUGGGUGGGACACUGGGAGUGGCAGGAGUCAGCGCCGCUGACAGUGACAGUGCACGAGCUCUUCUCGGUGCCAGUGCUGGAGGGUCCCCCCGAGAUCACCGUGGGGUCCCCCCUGACUCUCAGCUGCAGCAGCACCCCCAGCCCCCUGCGGCCCCGAGCCCCCCUCCUGUACCUGUUCUAUCAGGACGGGCGGGUGCUGGGGGACCAGCAGGAGUCCCCGCAGCUGCUGCUGCCCGCCGUGGGGGUCUCCCACUCGGGGAAUUACAGCUGUGAGGCGCAGUCCCAGGGUGGGACCGUGCGGAAGAGCAGCGCCCGGCUCCGCGUCACGGUGACCGUGCACAUGCCCGUGGCCAAUGCCACCAUCACCCCCGGUCCCCUGGCACACCAGCUGCACACAGGUGACAACGUGACCCUGCGCUGCUCAGUGCAGGUGGGCUCAGCCCCUGUCACCUUCACCUGGCUGCACAACGGGCGGGAGGUGGCCCGGGGUCCCCUCCUGGAGCUCAAGGACAUCGAUGUGGGACAAUCGGGCACCUACCAGUGCAAGGCCACCAACCAGCUGGGACAGGACGGGCACCGGGUGUUCCAGGCAUUCAGCCCUGAGCUGGCACUGGAGCACCCCUGGGCUGAUGGGUGA
Zonotrichia leucophrys gambelii is the source of this 1202-nucleotide messenger RNA. Its product is annotated as Fc receptor-like protein 3. Gene Ontology annotation, biological process: cell surface receptor signaling pathway. The coding region runs from base 63 to 1202 and encodes 379 amino acids. Gene Ontology annotation, cellular component: plasma membrane. Gene Ontology annotation, molecular function: transmembrane signaling receptor activity. The record is from RefSeq and is a predicted model, not a curated record. The transcript has 7 exons. NCBI's taxonomy places the organism in Eukaryota, Metazoa, Chordata, Aves, Passeriformes, Passerellidae.